This is a messenger RNA of Lagopus muta (rock ptarmigan), 2020 nucleotides long. It is a transcript of the gene PGS1, whose product is annotated as phosphatidylglycerophosphate synthase 1. The transcript is spliced from 10 exons. The coding region runs from base 210 to 1883 and encodes 557 amino acids. Gene Ontology annotation, biological process: cardiolipin biosynthetic process. Gene Ontology annotation, cellular component: mitochondrion. Gene Ontology annotation, molecular function: CDP-diacylglycerol-glycerol-3-phosphate 3-phosphatidyltransferase activity. Lineage: Eukaryota; Metazoa; Chordata; Aves; Galliformes; Phasianidae. The record is from RefSeq and is a predicted model, not a curated record.
CUCCGGCUGGGCCGCGAAUCCCCGCACGAGGGCGGGGCGAUCGCGGGGCCGUCGGCACUCCGGGCUGCCCGCUGCGUUCCGCGGCUUCGCCCGGGCGGCACGGCCGCGCUCACAGCACAGCGCUCCCGCGGAGCCCCGACGACCCGGAAGCGGAAGUGCGAGGCGGCGCGUCGCCAUGGCAGCGGGCGGAAGCGGAAGGCGCGGCGCUGAUGGCGGCUGCGGGGGGCGCGGCGCUGUGGCGGAGGUUAGCGGCCUGGCUGCCGCGGGGUCCUCCGGGUCUGGCCGCUCUGCUCGGCCGCCUCUCCGACCGCCUGUCCCGGGGCCGCGACCGGCGCGCCCGCAGCUCAUCAUGGCUUCUCCUGGCCCCACUGCUCACCCCACCGGUUCCUGUGAUCACAGCCAUGCCUUGCUCCCUUUGCCCAGAAGGAGCACACAGGUUCCAGUGGAUCAGGAAUCUGGUUCCAGAGUUUGGGAUCUCCAGCUCUCACGUCAAGGUGCUUUCUUCUCCAGCUGAAUUCUAUGAACUCUUGAAGGUGCAGAUAAAAACAGCCCAGCAGCGAGUGGUGAUGGCUUCACUGUACCUGGGAACUGGACUCCUUGAACAGGAGCUGGUGAAUUGCUUAGAAGAAACACUGGAGAAAUCAUUGCAAGCAAAUGAAUCACCAAACCUCAGAGUUUCCAUUCUUCUUGACUACACCAGGGGAUCUCGGGGCAGGAAGAAUUCUCGCACAAUGCUGAUCCCACUGCUGCAGAGAUUCCCUGAACAAGUGCGUGUCUCCCUUUUCCACACCCCCAACCUGCGUGGGCUUCUCAAGCUCCUGAUUCCAGAGCGUUUUAAUGAGACCAUUGGGCUGCAGCACAUCAAGGUGUAUCUCUUUGAUGAUAAUGUCAUCCUGAGCGGUGCAAACCUGAGUGAUUUGUACUUCACCAAUCGUCAGGACCGCUAUGUUCUCCUGCAGGACUCUCCUGAGAUUGCAGACUUCUUCACGGAGUUGGUGGAUGCAAUUGGAGAUGUGUCUCUGCAGCUACAGCAAGAUGAUACAGUCCAGAUGAUGGAGGGGAUGGUACACCCCUACCAAGGGGAUAAGGUGAGAUACUGUGAGAUAGCAAAUCGAAGAGUGAUGGAGGUGAUCGACUCUGCCAGGACACGACAAGAACUCCUUCAUGCAAAGACUUUCCACAGCAGCCAGCAAGGCAGCUCCACGUUACCCCAGCAUGACUCUGAAGCAUCUGAGGGUCUGAAACCAGAACCUGACACGUGGAUCUAUCCCUUAAUACAAAUGAAGCCUUUUGGGAUUCAAAUAGAUGAGAUGGUCACAGAGACGCUGCUGACAGAGGCUGAACGAGAUGCCAGGAUAUACCUCACCACGGGCUACUUCAACCUGACACAAGCUUACAUGGACCUUAUUCUGGGCACCAGGGCAGAAUAUCGGAUUCUUCUGGCCUCACCAGAGGUGAAUGGUUUUUUUGGUGCCAAAGGGGUGGCAGGUGCCAUCCCUUCUGCCUACGUUUACAUAGAACACCAGUUUUACAAUGAGGUCUGCUGCCUUCACCAGCAGGAGAGGAUCCAGCUGCAGGAGUACUCCAGGGCUGGAUGGACUUUCCAUGCCAAAGGCCUCUGGCUGUACCUGGCAGGGAGCAGUCUUCCCUGCCUAACCUUGAUUGGGUCUCCUAAUUUUGGAUAUCGAUCCGUUCAUCGUGACUUGGAAGCUCAGGUUGCAAUAGUGACAGAAAAUAAAGCUUUGCAGCAGCAACUCCACCAGGAGCAGGAGCAGCUCUACCUCUGCUCAGGUGUUGUGUCGUCAUCAACGUUUGAGCAGCCAAGUCGACACGUGAAGCUGUGGGUGAAACUGGUAACGCCUCUGAUCAAGAAUUUCUUUUGAAAGAAGCAGAGUUGCAGCUUUGGGUUGAAGGUCCAGACGUAGGUGGGACCUCGCAUCCGUGUCUUAUAGACAGGGCAUUCGUAGACGUUCUUGGUGUCCAUGCGGUCCACAGGGACGGCUCUGAUGAAGAUGACUGG